Naumovozyma dairenensis CBS 421 is the source of this 3066-nucleotide messenger RNA. It is a transcript of the gene VID28, whose product is annotated as glucose-induced degradation complex subunit VID28. Gene Ontology annotation, biological process: proteasome-mediated ubiquitin-dependent protein catabolic process. The coding region runs from base 1 to 3066 and encodes 1021 amino acids. The transcript has a single exon. NCBI's taxonomy places the organism in Eukaryota, Fungi, Ascomycota, Saccharomycetes, Saccharomycetales, Saccharomycetaceae. Gene Ontology annotation, cellular component: GID complex. The record is from RefSeq and is a predicted model, not a curated record.
AUGGUAUCUUCUCACCCAUCUUCCGCCCCUCUCAAUUCAUCGUCACAACUAACCAUCGAUGAUCUCCAACAACUUAUAACAACACUAGUGGGUAACCCGAUGAAUAAAAUUACAUAUUAUGUCCUUCCAAAUGUCCAAUUAUUAGACCAUAUACUAUCUAUCUCUCAUACUGAUCCAUUCAAUGAACAAUCGAUGAAAUUGGAUUUAUUAUACCUAAUUCUAAAUUUAGAACAAAACAUAAGAGACAGUUUAGGAACAUUAUAUCUUAAUCUAGUGCAAAGAAUCUAUUCUAUAGUUUCUAAUACCCAUAAUCAUAACAAUCUCGAAUUAUACAAAACAAUCCCGCUUAAUCAUCCAAUAAUUAAUUAUAAGUUUUUCAAACUAUUAAAAUUAACUAUACAAAAUUGUUCCAUUGAACAAUAUCCUCAUAUUGACUACCUUCAAGAAGGACUUGUUCAUUUAAUUAAUUCUUUGAUUAAUAACCCCAAAGAGAAGCAAGAUCAAGACCAAAACCAAAGCCAAACUAAUUCAAUCAUUACUUUAUUAGAUAUAUUUCUGAUAUUGAAUAAAUUAGAUCAAUUCAUUCCUUUAUCAAAUCUUAUCAUGUCUAUUGAAAAUUUACUCUUAAAUUAUUCCAAUAAAUAUUCUUAUCAAAUCGACUUUAAAUAUAUUCUUCCAAUCAAACUACAACAACAAAAGCAACAGACAAUGACAACAGACGAUGAUGAGCAAUUGAAAAAUAAAAAGAUGAGGAAAUUACCGAAAUAUUCUCCUUAUUCAAAUAAGGGUAUUCAUUUCGUUACUACAAUACCAAAUCCAAUAAUUAUAAACAAUCAAUUAGAUUCUCAAUUAAUUUCUUCAUCACUUGUAAUAUAUAUGGCUAUUUAUAGCAACAGUUACCAGACAAGUGAUGGAUUUCUCUCCCUUUUCUCGAGUCCAACAUUAUGGAUCAAUAUACCAUUUGAUAUCUUCAUCAAAAGUCUCUUAAAGAAUAAAAAUAACAUACAAUUAAGAUGUUCUGCAUUACAGUUUCAAAUAUUCCCUCUUUUAAAUCCACAUCUAAAACAGAACAAGUGGAAAUCUUUGAAAACAUUAAAAUCUUUAUUGCCUUUCAUUUUAGAAUCUUUCGAUUAUGAUUCAAUCCCAUGGUGGUAUGAUCCAUUCGAUGUUCUUUUACAAUUAAUCAGCUUGUAUAACGAUAAUAACAUGAACACUAACGUUAACAUUGAUACCAUCAACAAUAUAACCCCUGUAAAGACAGCUAACCCCAUGGUUUUCUUAUUAUCCAAAGUUGAUAUGAUUGAUAAAUUCUUAACAAUUUUCAGAAAUUGUUUAAAAAUUGAAUUGAAAUCAAAAGAUAGGAAAAACUAUCACAUAUCAAAGACUCUAACAAAAAUUGUUAAAAUUUUUGCGGCAUUAUCUUCUAAUGAUGAUUUUUAUCGUUCACUGUUACUAAAACACAAUGCCUUUAUCAUUUCUUUAGAAGAUUCUUUACAAACGCAUAUUAAAUUAAUUGAUCAAUUCGAAUUAAAUUCAAAACAAUUCAUUUCAAUUGCCGAUUUAAAUCAACAUUUACCUUCUUUUUACGAUUCAAAAUUAAUCUUAUCGUGGUUAUCCUUAUUAAAGUCUCUUUCAAGAAGUCCAAUGGCUUUGAAAACAUCAUUAAGAAAAUUUAAUUUGAUUCACUUGCAAUUAACCUUAUUGGAAAAGGAUUUAUCAUUUUUUCAAAAUCAUACCAGAAAUAACAACGAUAAGACAAUAUUGAAUGAACUAAUUAAUAUGGAAUUACAAAUUAUGAGUAAUUCAUUAGCAUGUAUUUGUAACUUUGUUAUGGAAUUCUCAAGUUUACAAACAUUUAUCGUCAAAAACGGUAUCAUUGAUAUUAUUCAAGCCAUCUUAAAUGAACCAUUUUUCAUUGAUUCGGGCAUUUCAUCUGACCAAAAAAAUAUUCAACAUAUAAAUCAAAUUAAAACAAAUUCUUUAUGGAUAUUAAGAAAUUUAAUGUAUAAUUGUCAAAAUUCUGAAAAAUUCCAAUUACUAGAUAAAAUUAGUAUGGAUCUCAUUCUGAAAUUUAUUAAUGAUCCAAAUUGGUCUGUUCAAUCUCAAUGUUUCCAAUUAAUUAGAAAUUUAACUUCAAAUUCAAGAAAAAUUAUUAAAUUACUUAUCGAAAAUUUUAACGAAGCACCCGGUUUUACUAUUACUACCACUACUACCAAUGUUCAUGAACAUGAAUCAAAAUCAAAUAACUUAUUUGAAUUCUUAUCAAUGAAAAUCAAACAAAUUAGUCCAUAUAAUGCUGAUCAAAGGAAGGCAUUGGAAGGUAUACUUUAUAUCAUUGUGAACUUAGCUGCACUUAAUGAAAACAAGAAAAAAUUAAUAAUGAAUCAAAAUGAAAUUUUAAAAGUCAUAUCUGAAAUAUUAUCAUCUGGUGACAACAUCAACUAUCAUACUGCCGUCGAGAGAAGAUUUAACAAUGAUCCAAGUUUAAAAUUAGCAAGUUUAUGGAUUCUAAAUAAUCUUUUAUGGGAUUCUACGGUAUCUCAUUAUUCUCAAUUUGGAUUAGAUAUAAGUCAAAGAAGAAGGCAUGGUGCCAGCAAUCAUGACGCGGACUCCUCAUCUUUGCCAUCUUCCUCCUCCUCCUCCUCCUCUUCUUCUUCAUUAGGAGCCAAUCAUGAGCAACAACAUCACCCUCACCAUCAUCAUCAAAGUAUCAGAGCUGAAUCUGAUGGUACAUUGUUAGAUUUAAGAACCAGAACUAAUGAAAAUAAUGGCAAUGUGUUUGUAACUACAGCCAAAGAAAAUACGAAUGAUAAACCGAUAAGUGCUGAUGAUGAAACUAUGUAUGCCCAUCCUAAUAAUAAUGACAAUGAUACAACACUUAGUUCAUCAAAUCUUCCAACCAAUUUUGCUGCAAUUAAAAGAUGUCAAACCCUUGAGGAUCUUGGAAUACGUGAGUUAGUUAAACAGAAUAUCUUCGACAAGACUUUGGCAGUGAGAGAAAAAUCAAGAACUUUACUAUAUCAUAUGGAUCUUCUAAUUAAAGAAGGUCUAGCCCCGUACAAAUAA